CGUCAAUCAAGGCGAAGUCUCCUCCCCUUUCAGCAGGGUCGGGUGCGCGCGGAGCAAGCCCACCCCGAACACCUCCAGCUGCCCAAACAGAAGACGCAGGAGGAGUAGAGGGCUCGGACAUGGGGAGAAAUCAGCACUGGCCCGUCUGAUAGAGAUCGGUGUUUUUUAUUUAUUAGGGGGAAAAAAAAAAACCGAGAGGCCUUAGAAAAAAAAAUAAUAAUAAAAAGGAGAGAAAACCCAUCCCUGGCACAAAGCUGGACAUAAAUCAAUGGACUGAAUGAAGACUGCCUAUACCGCCUAUCGAUGCCUGGCCAAGGAUUUGGAUGCGUACGCCAUGAACCCAGAGAUGACAAUGGACAUUGGCAACCUACACGCUGGACUAAGCCAUGAGCAGGACUUGAUGAGCAGCCACAGCCCCCAUCACAACCGCAACCCGGGGGCUUCGUUACGGAUACACCAGGAUCUGAGCGUGGCGCCGUCGCGCUCCGCGAUGGUGUCCAGUAUGGCAUCGAUUCUGGACGGCGGCGGUGGCGGCGGCGGCGGCGCGGGAGGAGAGUACCGUCCGGAGCUGUCUCUGCCGCUCCAUCACGCCAUGAGCAUGCCGUGCGACACCUCCCCGCCCGGGAUGAGCGGCACCUACACCACGCUCACCCCGCUGCAGCCCCUGCCGCCCAUCUCCACCGUGUCCGACAAAUUCCACCAUCCGCACCACCACCACCAUCACCACCACCACCAGCGUCUCUCUGGGAACGUGAGCGGCAGCUUCACUCUCAUGCGGGACGAGAGGACUCUACCAGCCAUGAACAACCUCUACAGCCCCUACCACAAAGACAUGAGCGGGAUGGGGCAGAGUUUGUCCCCUCUGGGCAACGGCCUGGGCUCCAUCCACAACGCGCAGCCCGCGCUCCACAACUACGGCGCGCACGGCCACGACAAGAUGCUGAGCUCCAACUUUGACGCGCACACUGCCAUGCUGGCCAGAGGGGACCAGCACCUCUCCAGAGGCCUCGGUGGCCCCGCGGCGGGGAUGAUGCCGCAUCUCAACGGGAUGCACGGGUGCCACCCUCAAUCCCACGGGCCCGUGUUGGCUUCCAACCGGGACAGACCGCUCUCCUCCUCCUCCUCCUCCGGAGCGCCGGGCUCGGGCUCGGGUCAGCUGGAAGAGAUCAACACGAAGGAAGUGGCGCAGCGAAUCACGGCCGAGCUCAAGCGCUACAGCAUCCCGCAAGCCAUCUUCGCGCAGCGGGUGCUGUGCCGCUCGCAGGGCACCCUGUCCGACCUGCUGCGGAACCCCAAACCCUGGAGUAAACUCAAGUCCGGCCGCGAGACGUUCCGCCGCAUGUGGAAGUGGUUACAGGAGCCCGAGUUUCAGAGGAUGUCGGCCCUUCGGCUUGCAGCGUGCAAAAGAAAAGAGCAGGACCCGAGCAAAGACAGGAGCAAUACACCAAAGAAAUCGCGGCUGGUUUUCACGGACCUGCAGCGAAGAACACUUCUGGCCAUCUUUAAAGAGAACAAGCGUCCAUCCAAAGAAAUGCAGCUGACCAUCUCGCAGCAGCUGGGACUGGAACUGAACACUGUAAGCAACUUCUUCAUGAACGCCCGGAGACGCAGCCUGGACAAAUGGCUGGACGAGGGAAGUCCGGGCAACACAUCGUCCACCUCCAGCACUUGUACCAAAGCGUGAUCCCGGAGGGAGGGAGGGAGGGAGGGGGGUGGGAACGCGGGACGAUGGAUGAGGGUUCCUGCACCGGGGAGGGUGCAAACUUUUUAAGAGGAGAAAAUCGUUCCGAGGGGCAAUGAAGGGAGAGGGACUGCUUACCGGCUCACUGCUUACAGCCAGAGAAACACACAAAUCCAAAGAGCGAAACGUCAGGAAAAAACACUGCUUGCUUUCUCUUCUCCGGUCCGAAGCGAGAAUCAUCCAUCAGGAAUGAAAAAUUAAAGCAAAUCCAAAACAUUGUUAACUUUCCAUUUGGCUUUGAACUGAAGAGAAGACAAAGGGUUUGCAUCAUUUCCCAUCUGCAUUCACUCUAAAUUAGCUUUGAUUUUCAUUUCCUGGAGUGUGUGUGUGUGUGUGUGUGUGUGUCGGGAUGUUUUAAACUAUAAGGGUGAAUCUCAUAAACACAAGUCAAAGUUUUAUGUAAUUAAAUGCAAAUUUUUGUCUUAUUUACCAGUACAAAUAUCUAAACAUUCUUAAAUCAAGAUAAAACAAAACAAAAUUCAGUCAGAAAAAUAAAUGUAAUUUGAAGAAUAUAACAUUAUAAUGAUAAAAGAUUGAUUUUUUUUUUGUGAGAUUCACCCUUAACAGCACAGGUUUAAGUUGGUAUUGGGUUUUUCUAACACACUGAACCUGGUUUCACCUAGAAAAACACCUGUCAGAAGCACAAAGCACAACAAACAUGAAGGACACACAGAUCUCUCACACCGUUAUUGGCCGGCCGGGUUUGUGAGCACAAUCCUGAAGCACAUUAAAUUUGCAAUAGAACAGGGGCUGGACCACACCGAUUGUUCUUCUUUGGUUUAAAAAUAACUCAGGAUGAUACAGCCGAAGAAUGAGCUUCUGUCUCUCAAACACACUUAAUGAAAUGACAAACACACACACACACAUCAGCUUCAUGUUAUCACGACUGUAACCGUAUUAUGCUUAGAAACCAAACUGGCAUUGGUGAUCAGGGCCUUUACAAGAGUUUAAGAGGACAAUCUCCACACCAACGCCGACCAGUUUAGCUUUCCAAAGGUUCUGUCCGUUUCUCUUCUCUUUCUCUCUCUCUCAAAGCCUCUUCACUUUACUGAGCUCUUUCAUAUACUCAUCUCAAAUUCCAUCACUCGUGCUCAUUUAUUAUUGAACCGAGAGCCGGUAAGCAGUUCUCUCCUGGGUUACGCUUAAGGGCCUCUUCGGAUCGCUCAAAACGGACACUAAAGACUUUUUCUAUUUAUUGACAAAUCGACACCAAAGAAACUUUUUCUGCACCUAACUGUUCUGCAAACAAAGGACAACAAAGGAAAAAAAAACAACCAAAAAAAAAAAAAAACUGCAACAAAGCGAGGAACGCCGAGCCGGCGUCUUUGUUGUGUUCGGAUCGGUGGAGACAUUGGAAAACAGGAAGCAGAAUGGGAUUGGAAGGGUUUUGAUGCGACGGAGCUCUUCCCACGGCAUCGGCGGCUCCCGCAGGCAGAAUGAUGCGUCUCUCAAACGAAGUUGAAGAUUGUCUUUAAUGUGUGCCUAUGCAGUUUUUUCAACCCAAAUGGAAAGAACAACAAGAACCUCAUCAGCUACAAUACCAAAGAUUCAGAGUUACUCCCGCCGCAAUCCCAUUCCCACAAUGCAUCGGUGCGGUGUUGCCUCUCUCCAAACAUGGGACGUCUAGGAUUCGGCUCUGCUUUGGUUGUUUUCCCCGUAGCCGCAUCCGUCUCACAGCUAAAACUAAAGGUGUAACUCAGCCUGAUGGGCAUACCAAAGAUAAACACCUUUAAGCACAUGCAAUCCCAAGUAGUUUUGUUUUCACAUCCCAACGGAUCAGUAUACCAAAGAGUUGCAAAUCUUCCAGCCAUCGUUGAACACAUAUGCACGUUGUUUCCCAGCGCCGAAUCCCACGUUUCCCAUGUUUGAGAGAGCCGUUGGCGUUAUUGCAAGGCACCAAUGCAGCUGGUACAGAAUCCAUUAUAUUCCAACUGAAAAGCCAAUAAUCUGCCAAAAACGCUCACUUAAUUCUGUAGAGAGGAAACUGCAGACUGUAGGUCGAAUAGCUUUAUCCUUUAGGUUUCUCUCUUUAAAAGCUUCUAGUCCAAAGAUUCUCCAACGCCACUUGGUUGGAGCUUCAUCUGCUCUUCGCGACAGUCAGGUCUUUAGGAACAUGGGCCAAAGAGCUUUUCUUUGCUUGUCUUAGUACUUAAAUUUUGCCAAUGCCUCUGUACAAUGUCUUACCCAGGUUUUGCAAUAUGUGAUUUAUUUAUGUAAUUUAUAUUUGCUAUGAUUGAACUUAAUUUAAGUUGCCAAAACCCCUCCCCCUUUAUCCUGAUUAGCUUGCCAAAGUUUACAUUUACUUCUUUUGCAUGUUGGACACCAUCAGACUUAUUUAUUUAUGACUAAAUGUGAUAGAAGGUUGUUUUUUUCUUUUAAGCUUAAUUAUUUAAUGUUAUUUAAUUAGACGUAAUUGUUUGGAUGACUAUUAGUGCAUCAAAGAUGCAGUGCUUCUCUGUUAAUUUAUUAGUUAGCUUUACUUUAAAAAGCAAGAUGAAGGGUGUAUUUAAUUUUUCUUAGAAAGAAUAAUUCUGGAAACGUGUUAGCGAUCAGGUUUUAGUUGCAAUUCACAUCUUUGUAUGUUUGUAUGUAUGUCAAGAUUUUAUGUAAAUCGUUUAGGUCCUUUUGUUGAUUUUCUUUCGAAUGAAAACAAUCUCGAUGUUAGCGUUCUGUCGACGGACGAGCGCCGAAUUUCAAGCCUGAUGUUUUCGAGAUCGUAUACGGGGCCACACGUUAACGGAGAUCAACGCAGGACUCACCAAAGAUAAAACCCACAGACGCUGAGAGGCCGUUUAUUCAUUGCUUCACUCGUAGAAGGACAUAGAGGAAAAAUCCCUUAAAAACUAGAAAAAGCUGCUUCCAAGACUGACUUGUGUGUGUGUAUAAAAGUCUUUCUAUCUCUAUAGUGAGAACCACAGAGGCUACCUCACUGAAUUUUCCAUUUGUAAUUUUAAUCGUGUUGAUGAAACCAAAGAUACCAAAGAUUUCUUUUUCUCGAGGACGGUCUGCGCUUGACGCCAUGCUUGGGAUAUUUUGAUAACGCCACUCUCUCUCCUUCCGCUCUUUUUUCUCUUCUUCCUCUUUCAGACACGAGUUCCUCCUUCUCCUCGGAAAAAUAAGUGCAAUGGAGCGGAUGGGACUCGAAGUCGAGCUGUAGUUUUUAGCGCUGUGCGGUUCUGAUCGCCCGUUACCGGUCAGAAUGUAAAAGACCUCGAUGCAAAAACCAAAUACUCCAAAAACUAAGAUCUGUUUGGCACAGAAACAUUAACAUCAUGUUUUCUAAUCAAACGCGAUCCACAUAAUGGGACAUGAUAUUGAAACUAAUGGAAAUUCGUACAUAUUUUACAAGUUGGCAAGUUUGUAUGAAUUCGUACGAAUUACCUACCGUUAACCCCGCCCCUAAACCUACCCGUCACUGGGGUUUAGACAAAUUGUAUGAAUUCCUACAAGUCAAGUGGUACGAAUUCGUAAGAAUUAGCCACCUCUAAAAUAAGUACGAAUUGGUCGUGAGAUAGCAUUGCAAUGUUCAGAUAUUCAAAAUUUUGAUGGUUUCCAUUGCAUUCCAUUUAUUUUCGAAAAACGCUGAAAAGUACAAUUUCAAAAAAAUUUCCCUCAGAAACUCUUAGCAAAUUUUGCAAAUAAUUAUAAUAAUUAUGGCAACACAUUAAAUUAAACAUGAAUUUUGAAGUCGAAAGACUGAAAUAGCUAGUAUUUUCUUGUAAAACAUAGUCCAAUAAUCUUUUACAACUGCAAUAAAAUGCCACAUUUGCAAAUAAUUAUAAUAAUUAUGGCAACACAUUGAAUUAAACAUGAAUUUUUGAAGUUGAAGGACUGAAAUAGUAUUUUAUCUUUUUACAACUUUGAAAACAUUUUUUUUUUUUUUUUACAGUGUACCUACUUGGAAAAGUGCAAUAAAAUGCCACUUCAUACUUAGAAACUUGCACAACUGCACUGCAAAAAUUAUUUUCUUCAUCAGCGUUUUUGUCUUGUUUUCUAAUACAAAUAUCAAAUUCAUAAAUCAAGAUGCAUUUACUUGAAGAAGCAAAUUACUUCAAAUAUCUGCUAAUGGCUUCAGAAAAAUAAACUGAAUGCAAAGAUUAUUUUUCUGACUCCAUUGGCAGAUAUUUGUUCUUGUUUUAAGCUUAAACUCACUUCAAAUUUCAGGAAACAAGACUUAAAAUAUAAUAAUAACGAAUGUUUAGAUAUUUAUACUGGAAAUCAAGAAAAAAAAAUAAUUUUGAUGAAACCAGUUUGGCAAACCUUAUUAUCCCACUGUUUAAGCCAGUUAAAAUAAACUUUCUCAAAGAUCUAAAUCCACUCUGUUAAAAACAACGUUGGUGUUUCUGUGCAUGACAAACUCCAAAACCAAAGACCAAAAUGAAUCAUCUCAUAUAUGGACUGAUAGGGACGACUUUUAGGGGAAACACGGCUGUCGUCGGCAGCUAAAGACACAGAUGGGAUCGUAUUGAUCCGUUCUGCUGCAGGUCGUACAUCAUUCCGUCCUGCUGGAAAAGUAACACAUUUAGGCUACUUGUGAAAAAAUAGAAUCUGUUAACAGGGACACGAGCGUCACCUAUUGAUCGGCCGGUCAUUAGGUCAAUAUUCUUAGCAGUGAUUCUGUAUUUAUGAUGUGGAAGAAAUCUGAUCCUUCUUCAGUUUGGUCUUGUUUUCCUGUGAAUAUCUAAACAAUCGUAAAUCAAGAUACUUUUAUUUGAGAAGCAAAAUUACUUGUUUUUUUUUUUAAUUAAUCGACAUGGUGAUGGACAAAAAAAAUGAGGUGGGAGAAAAAAUUAUAUUUCAAAGCUUUUGCAUUCUCUCACAAAUGUUUAGCGUUCCCCCCGAGAAACUUUGCGUUCACUCACAAAUCUUUUGGGAGAACGCAAAACUUUUGCGAGAGAAUGCGUCUAGUUUUCCCUUUAAAUUAAGUUUAUAUUUCUGACUCCAUUGGCAGAUAUUUGUCAUUUUGCUUCUCCAGUAAGUGUAGGUUAUCUUGAUUUAAGAAUGUUUAGAUAUUUGUACUGAAAAACAAGACAAAAGUACUGAAGAAGAACAUAAUUUGGUUACAAUUUAUUUUGAUGGUAAAAGGUCGAAAAUCUUUUUUGUUUGUUUGUUUUGCAGCGUGCAUUGAUUAAACCAAAACAGAUUCUCUCCAAAGUCAUAUUUCGACAUAUAGAGCGCUCUUGUUGUAAAGUAUGAGAUAUUGUUGGAUGAGUGCCUUGCUUGAACCAAAGCGAAGUUUCGACCUCUCUGUUUCUUCUUCUGUUAGUACCUCAGCGACAGGAAAAACCCGGCAAACGCGGGUGUUAUGGUGCUUUGCAAUGCAAUCCUGCAAAGAACAAAGACUAACUAUACCAAAGGCUUUCUAUACUUCUGUUCUCUCUCCUCUUUCCUCUCCUUUGAUGGUUGCAAAGCUUUAAAAAGAAAAAAGAAAAAAAAAAAAACCCAGAGCAUGUCGAGGGCGCAGACCGUGCUUUUCUUACCAAAUUUUUCUCGGAUAUACCUCAUAGAAGAUAGUGUUAGGGUAUUGUUAUUAUAGCGUAUGUAUUAAAUUAUUCACUUACUCUUAUUUUUUAGUAACUGUGACUUAAGACAAACCAAGAAAAAAAAGCUUUAUACAUCUUAAGUUGUGAUUUUUGUAAUAGCUGAGGUUCGCUUACCAAAAACACAAUGCUUGUCUUUUUCUCUCUUGUUAAUGUGACAACUUUCACAAUUUCUUUGUGGUGCAAGUUUUACGAAAUUCUGAUUUUACUUUUUUUUCUUUUAUUUUUUUUGUGAAGGGUGGCUCAUAUUCAACAACAAGGAUAUUAUUUUUGGAUUUGGAAAGGUUGGUUGCUAGAAUGAGCCUCAAGUUUACAGUUUUCAUAGGCUUCUGUUGUACAGUUCGCUUCGAUUUCAUUUACAACAUCCAUUUCUCUUUCAAUUCUUUUCUCGUUCUGUGUGGAAAUGUAGCAUUACAGCCGUCAUUCAAUGCCGUAGCCUUGAUUUAUGCAUGAGUAUCUUUAUGGUUCUAGCUAGCCUGUAAUGCAUUGUCGCUAAAUAGCUUUUAAGUUCUGGAUCCGUCUCAUUUUCAUUUUUUUUUUUUUUAAACUGAGCCUCAUUUUUUGCAUGUUGGCCUGAUC
Messenger RNA from Megalobrama amblycephala (Wuchang bream), 7860 nucleotides. RefSeq names its product one cut homeobox 2 (gene onecut2). Gene Ontology annotation, biological process: regulation of transcription by RNA polymerase II. Gene Ontology annotation, molecular function: DNA-binding transcription factor activity, RNA polymerase II-specific; RNA polymerase II cis-regulatory region sequence-specific DNA binding. The coding region runs from base 278 to 1684 and encodes 468 amino acids. Lineage: Eukaryota; Metazoa; Chordata; Actinopteri; Cypriniformes; Xenocyprididae. Gene Ontology annotation, cellular component: nucleus. The transcript is spliced from 2 exons. The record is from RefSeq and is a predicted model, not a curated record.